Messenger RNA from Parnassius apollo (apollo), 1458 nucleotides. The record is from the annotation of a GenBank genome assembly. Lineage: Eukaryota; Metazoa; Arthropoda; Insecta; Lepidoptera; Papilionidae.
AUGCAUCGUCUUUUUGCUGAGCUGGAGCCAUCUUUAAUCGUCACAGAGCAAAACCUGGCAGACCGAGUUCGGUAUAUCUUGCGCUCAAAUAUAUUUGAUGUCGCCGAACUCGAACAGCUACGACGUGAGGCUGUUCCCUCGUCGGAUGAGAAUGCUACGGCUGAGGAUGCGGCACCACAAAUGGUAGAGCAACCCGCAAACGUGGAUGCCGCCGUGAAUACCCCAGUUGUGGUUAAUUCAAACGAUGAUGGAACAGUCGCCCAGGAACUGGAAUUAGAGCAUAUGAGGAGUACAUUGGAAGAGGCGAUUGUGGAAACGCGCAGUACGCCUCUCGAAAAUCGAUCGCGACUUCCCCGCAUAGCCCUAAGCAAGCGGAAUCGGGCUGUCGUGAGGGCUCUGAACCCAAUGCUGGUGACCUAUUUGGAAGCCAGCCGGGACCUUUGCGAGACGGACUCAAUUCUUUUAGGCGCCGCGCUGGCAGUCUGCUGUAUCAUAGGCGCCAAGGUUUCCACGGCUGGACGCGCAACUGGCCAUAGUAGCGCUAUUCCAGCAUGGAGAAGAAGAAUUGAGGAACGUAUCGCAAAGGCUAGAGCUCACAUCGGCAGACUGAUAUGCUUCAGAUCAGGCAACAACAGGCCAAGAAUUGUGCGCACCCCGGAUAUAACGCAAAAACUGACGGAGCGCAUAGACGAUCUGAAGCAGAGAAUCGCUGCUUGGGGAAAGCGGAUUUGGCGAUAUACCGAGAGGUCGACACGGUUCAACCAGAAUCGUCUCUUCCAGAGUGAUCAGAAGAGGCUCUAUGAAUCAUUGGAGCGACCAAUGGAAAGUGGAACAGGUCCAGCACCGAAUCAGGCCGACACUGUAGCAUUCUGGCGCGGCCUGUGGUCAGAGCCCGUAAACCACAGCGAGGGCCCUUGGACGGAAGUUGUGGCGAGUCAGUGUGCGGGUAUUACGCCCAUGGACCCCGUCAUCAUAACGCCGGAUGAUGUAGCUGAGGCGGUCCGUAGGGACCCGAACUGGAAAAGUCCGGGGCUUGACGGGCUGCAUCACUACUGGCUGAAUGGGUUCAUGAGCAAAACCUGGCAGACCGAGUUCGGUAUAUCUUGCGCUCAUAUAUAUUUCUGUUCUGUUCCCUCAUCGGAUGAAAAUGCUACGGCUGAGGAUGCAGCGCCACAAAUGAUAGAGCAACCCGCAAACGUGGAUGCCGCCGUGAAUACCCCAGUUGUGGUUGAUUCAAACGAUGAUGGAACAGUCGCCCAGGAACUGCAAUUAGAGCAUAUUUGGAGUACAUUGGAAGAGGCGAUUGUGGAAACGCGCAGCACGCCUCUCGAAAAUCGACCGCGACUUCCCCGCAUAGCCCUAAGCAAGCGGAAUCGGGCUGUCGUGAGGGCUCUGAACCCAAUGCUGGUGACCUAUUUGGAAGCCAGCCGGGAACUUUGCGAGACUGAUAUGCUUUAG